Messenger RNA from Lactuca saligna, 889 nucleotides. Lineage: Eukaryota; Viridiplantae; Streptophyta; Magnoliopsida; Asterales; Asteraceae. The record is from the annotation of a GenBank genome assembly.
UUUUUUUUUUUUGCUGGGCCCAACCAUACCCGGCUCAUUGUAGCGUGAUUUAUCAGCUGGGUUGAGAGAGAGAGGGAGAAAGAAAGGGAUAGAAACACAAACAGAGUGAAACAGAAAGAGGUGAACGAAGGCGGAGAAACAAAAAUGGAUCCAGACGCUUUAUCGAAAGCAUUCGUAGAUCAUUACUACUCAACGUUCGAUAACAAUCGCGCUGGAUUAGCUAAUCUGUAUCAAGAUACUUCCAUGUUGACCUUUGAAGGCCAGAAGAUCCAAGGCUCUCAGAACAUCGUCGCCAAGCUCACCUCCCUCCCUUUCCAGCAGUGCAAACACAGCAUCACCACCGUCGAUUGUCAGCCAUCUGGACCUGCCGGCGGUAUGCUUGUUUUCGUCAGCGGAAAUCUCCAACUUGCUGGUGAACAGCACGCUCUGCGAUUCAGUCAGAUGUUCCAUUUGAUGCCGACCCCACAAGGAAGCUUUUAUGUGUACAAUGACAUAUUCCGUUUGAAUUAUGCAUGAGAAAAAGGUGUCAUAUUAAAACCCCAAGUGUGUUUUUUAGAUUUUCAACAUCCAUUUCUUGUUAAAUUUCAAAUAUGGUUUUUUAUUAUUAGAGUAUUAAGAUGAUAAAUCAAUCAUUUUAGUCUCUAGAUGUUGCUUAUCUUUCUAAACUUGAAGAUUAUGUUUGUUUUCAUAUGAAACUUGUUCUUAUAAUUGUUAUCUUUUGUGGUCUUGAAUGUACUUUGAAUCCUGGAUUUGGUUGAAAUUGGAAUUGUUUACCAUUCUAAUCAUGUGUUUGAAUGUAAAUGAAUAUGGAGUUGAAUGCUUGUUGGAAUGUAGAAAUCCAUUUAAGCUAGUUUUUCAGCUAGCCUUUCAAAUAUAGCCUAAAUUGAAU